Messenger RNA from Erythranthe guttata (spotted monkey flower), 1059 nucleotides. The record is from RefSeq and is a predicted model, not a curated record. Lineage: Eukaryota; Viridiplantae; Streptophyta; Magnoliopsida; Lamiales; Phrymaceae.
AUGUCUAUAGUACUCUUGCGUUGUGUAUUAAUUUGUACAUAUUUUUUUAUUUGUUUCGGAUUCAUUGCAAGCGGUGAAUUUCUUCAAGGAAAAUAUACGCAGCAUCGUACGAUAAGCGUCGAUCCGUCGAGCGGUACGAGCUUUUCGACUAUUCAAUCGGCGAUUGAUUCCGUACCUUCGAAUAACCACAACUGGAUUUCCAUCUAUAUCAAAGCCGGAGUUUACAAUGAACAGGUGAAAAUCCCUCCGGACAAGGGGUUUAUUCGUCUGAAUGGAGAAGGGAUGGGGAAAACUAGUGUGGUAUGGGGUGCACACGAUACGAUGUUGACCUCGUCGACUUUCGAAUCGAUGGCUGAUAAUAUCGUCGUCUCCGGGAUUACUUUCGUGAACUCUUAUAAUUAUCCACCAAGCACGAACAAAAAUCCGGUGAAACCGGCGGUGGCGGCUAAGAUCUCCGGCGACAAAUCGGCGUUUUACGAGUGUGGCUUUUUGGGGUAUCAAGACACAUUGUUGGAUGAUGCCGGAAGACAUUAUUUCAACUAUUGCUAUAUUGAAGGAGCUACUGAUUUUAUCUUUGGGGGUGGUCAAUCGAUUUAUGAGAAAUGCAGCAUAAAAGUGAAUGUAGGGGAGAAAGUGAGCGGGUCGAUAGGUUUCAUAGCAGCACAGGCAAGAGCAAGUUCGAACGACGAUGGCGGGUUUGUGUUCAAACAGUGCAAUGUGACCGGAAACGGAAAGGCAUUCCUUGCUAGAGCUUGGAAACCCUAUUCCCGGGUUAUUUAUUACAAUUCCUUUCUCUCCGAAAUCGUCGUUCCUCAAGGCUGGGAUGCUUGGAAUUACGUCGGCCACGAGAAUCAAAUAACAUUUGCUGAUGAUCAAUGCCAAGGACCCGGAUCCGACAAAUCGAACCGGGUCAAAUGGGAAAAAAACCUAAGCCCAGAGGAGCUACAGUUAUUUACCAGCAAUUCGUACAUUGACAAUGAUGGGUGGAUGCACAAAAUACCUCUCAACAUUUAAUCCUACAGUUAUAACUGCUACGUACCGUAUUUCUCUAACUUGUAC